CGCCCCCCCCCCCGCCCCUGCGUCCCAAGAUGCCGCGCCGAAGCCUCGCGAGCCUGGCGGUCCUCCUCGCCUGCGCCGCCGCCGCCGUCCGCGCGCUGCCGUCCAAGAAAGGGGGACAGACCAUCGCCCUUCCCUUCCCGGACUGCGCGCACCACACCGUCACGCGGGACAGGUCCAUGCCCCCCGUGGACCUCCAGAGCUCGCUUCGCUUCGCCGUCCUGCCCUCAGAGCGCCGGAUGAGUCUGCGCAUCAUCGUUGGAGAGUCUCAGUAUGCGAUCGCCGUCGCGCCCGACCACACGGUGUUGACGCGGUGCGACGGCCAAGCGCAGCAGAGACACUGCACUCUGCUCCAGCCGCCCAAGGUGUCUGUGGCUGACCUUCUCAAGCAGAACGACUGGACCUGGGUUGACCUCGGCUUCGACGGUCACAGGAUAAGUGUUGUAAUCGCGGACGUCGAAAUUUUGGUUGAUGACGCCUGGGAGGCCACCCCGGGGCGGGAAUCCACCCACUCUGCUCAGGUCGCCUUCAUCUCCCUGGAGGAGGCCUCCAUCGACUCUGCCCCGGGUUACGCGCUGGAAGUCAAUCUCAGAUGUGACUCCACACACACACCCGAUCAGGAGGUCAGCACCCACGCCCCCGCCAACACGCCGCCUACCGAUGUCUCGCCCGCACCCUACCCUGCCUGCCCCCUGUACCGCGUGCUGCCAGGGUCCCCGCUCCCCUACAUCGACAUCGACUCGACGCUGAGCCUUGCCGUGCUCCCGUCGGUGUCGAUGCUGGUCAUGAAGAUUCACGUCGGUCACACGCUCUACAAGGCAUCUGUGGAAGGCACAAUGAUCACGCUCAUGAAGUGCGAGGAGGACGGCGUGACGUGCAGGAACGUCGAAGUUGGAGGGACGAAGGCCAUGGACCUCUUGAUGCCCAACAAGUGGAACUACGUCGAUGUGCUGCUGGAGAACGAAGAGGUAUGGCCGCGGGCGCUUCGCCUGCGAAGGGUCACACGUGUGUAGCGCGCGCUCACCAUGCACGGUAUAACACA
This is a messenger RNA of Penaeus vannamei (Pacific white shrimp), 1039 nucleotides long. Lineage: Eukaryota; Metazoa; Arthropoda; Malacostraca; Decapoda; Penaeidae. The record is from RefSeq and is a predicted model, not a curated record.